AUGACGAUUCUUUGAGCGAGAGAGGAAAUCAGAGCAGAAUAAAAUUGGGUAUGCACACCAUCUGCAAAGGUAACAUGAACCAGCAGAAUUGGAGAUUGUAUUUGAUUCUGUCGGGGGCCUUCUUACUUUCUGCCAACAGUUAUUCAUCACAAAAAAAUGAAACCACCACAUCAAUGAUUCAUGCAACCCAGCCAGCUCCAUCAGGAAAAGACAGAUUUGUUCCAUUAUCGACAGCAAUCACACAUCAUGGUCUCUGUACUAACAACAGCCUCACAUUACCAGUGAGUAAUCAAGCAUCAGCAACUGUUCCACAGAACACACCUACAAGGAGAUUUCUGGAAGCUUUCCACAAAGGGAAUGCUGCAAGCAGCAAAACCACCGAUGAACACCUGUGGAAUUCUACAUCUCCAUCGGUCUCCCCGCCAGCUACUAAAAAUAUUGCAAAGACGCCCCUGGAGAACAACAAAGUAAUUUUGAUGAUUGUGCUUCCAAUUCUGGGUCUUGCUUUGGUUGGUUUAGUGAUAGCCUUCCUGAUAAAUCAUACUCAUGAGAAAAAACAACGUGCAGAGCAUGCGAGUGAGGAUCAAGUGGCUCUUAAUCAUGAGAUUAACAGUGAAAAUCCAGCCAGCCCAAUCUUUGAGGAUGAUGUCGCCUCGGUGAUGGAAGUUGAAAUGGAUGAACUCGAUAGAUGGAUGGGCAACAUGAAGAAGAUAUCUCCACAAGACAGUUUACCAGACAUCAGUGAAGAAAAAGACCUGAAAUCCAAAUCAAGGGAUCCGGAAUUAUGAAACCUUUUUUCAAGUUUUGACAAAGACUGAUUCCUGUCUUUGAAUGGAGACAUUCAUUUGUACAACAGUGUAUCUGUGAAGGCUUUAUUUCUUCUUUUAGAGAUGUUUGUUUAUGGAUUCAUAUUUCACGAAUGUUUUAAACAGGAAGUAUUUGUUUUUCGUUUGUUAACCAGAUUUUUAAAGGCAAAAUGGUUAGUACUGCAGAGGCUAAAAAUCUGAAAUUUAUAAAAUAAACAAAAUGAUGGAAAUGUACAGCAAGUCUGUAAAAGCUUAGAAGAGUAAAUUGGGGAAGGGGCCUGAUCUGAAAUGGUAACUUCCCAGCUGCUGGCAAAAUUACUUAUUCCAAGAAUUUUCUGUUUCUUUUAUUGUACAUGUAGCUGUUUUAUGAAAUAGAUUUUGCUGAUUUUUAGUGAUUCCUACAGAAAUGUAUUUGAUUUACUGAACCUACUAAGAUUCUGUUUUUAAAAAAAUGUAACUUGCUCAGCAAGGUUAAAGUUGAUGUAAGACAAACAUGAGACAAAUAUUAGAUGGAGAGGAAAAAAUAAUACACAUGCAGUAUUGCAUUUCUCACUUGUUAAUGCAGCACAACUAUGUCUAAA
This is a messenger RNA of Hemiscyllium ocellatum (epaulette shark), 1387 nucleotides long. Its product is annotated as transmembrane protein 154-like. Lineage: Eukaryota; Metazoa; Chordata; Chondrichthyes; Orectolobiformes; Hemiscylliidae. The record is from RefSeq and is a predicted model, not a curated record. The transcript is spliced from 7 exons. Bases 51 to 788 code for a protein of 245 amino acids.